AUGGACAGCCUACCUGAAGACAUCCUUUACCAGAUUCUGAUUGUCAUAAAACGCGCAUCAAUCACCCACCUAAGAAGAUGCAUCCUUGUUAACAAGGCAUGGUAUUAUACUGGCCUACCGUUACUCUACCGAAACCUAGCCCUGUCAUCCCGGUAUUUGGCCCUCUUCCUCGAGGGUUUCCGGUGGGAGGACCAUGCCCACCUCGUCCGGUCCUUGACGGUGCACGUCUCGGCACCACCUCGCAUGCGCUACAGCAGCGGCGCGCAAAUGUGCAACGCGAGAGAUCAGAGGGAUCUCGAGAUGGCCAUGCUCUCGGAGAAGCUCGGGGGCCUGGUCAACCUAGCAUCCUUCUCUCUCCACGCGCCAUUCCGGGAGGUGGCGUCCGUCACCCGGCGUGCCGUGAUUGCCCUGUUGGAGAACCUACCCUCUUCUUGCACAUGCCUAGAGAUCGAUACGGCGGAUUCCGACGACCGGCUCCAGGGCGAGUCCCUCCAUGUGUGCGAGUCGCUCAGGGCCGUUCUGCCCCGGAUGCGUUUCGCACGUAUACGGACUAGCGCCAUGUGCUGUGCCAUGUUCGGCAACGGGCCCGACCCAAACCGGGACCCGGGUACGGAAGACGACGGACAGGCUUCCUUCCGCCCCAUCGCCCUCCCUCACAUGGAGUCGCUGCUCGUGAACUGCAUCACGACGGACUGCUACGCUCUCCCGCGCUGCCAGCACCCAGCCUGGGACGACGGGCUGCUCGACCCCGGAUCGCCCGACGCCUGCUGGCCGUCGGUCACGGCGGCGCUUCAAAUCCUCACGGACACCAAGGGCGCCGUGAAGCCGGACGCGAGCAUCACCGUCAUGGGCUACACGCUCCCGGGAGACCCCACGACUUGGCCGUAUGGUCGGCCCAUAUCCGCGCGGACGAUAUCCCCGAGCCCUGGAUCGUGCGCAUCCCGGGCCCGAGGGACUUUAGGGUCCUCGGACGCCAUCGAGCCCGUCGCCGAGGAUCAUAACUGGGUCGCCGUCUACGGCGGGUCGAGGCUGCCCCGGCCCGUGGUGGCGGCCGAGAUGCGCGGCGAGCGGUCCAUUGCGAUGGGGUGCCUGGUCAAGCCGGCGUAUCUCAAGUCGGCGGCGAAAUGGCUCCAGGAAAACCCGGGGCAGAUACCGACGCACUGGCUCAACGAGAACCAGUGCGGGUUGAAGCUCUUUACGGCGGAGAAGCGCGAAGGAGAGGAGUAUCUGUCCCUGGAGCCGAUUCGGGAAUGGACCCCCGCCGGGUGGAUCAGAGGGUCGCACAACAUGUUCAUGCGCAGGAGAAUGGUUCGCUAA
Messenger RNA from Parascedosporium putredinis, 1317 nucleotides. The record is from the annotation of a GenBank genome assembly. Lineage: Eukaryota; Fungi; Ascomycota; Sordariomycetes; Microascales; Microascaceae.